AUGGGUGACCAAAGCGAAGAUGAGCAAGUUCCCGAGAUCACCAUAACUUUUAAAGCCACGCAAGCAACUCAUGACAUUGCUGUGCCUGAAAACGCGACUGUAGACCAGGUAAUUUUGAAAUUUUGGUUACAAUUAUUGGUUUUUAGGCGAAAACGAUUCUCUCCGAGAAGUUGAACCACCCCAAGGACCGUUUGACGUUAAUUUUUUCUGGAAAAAUCUUGAAGGAUCCAGAUACCAUCGCUAGCUAUGGUAAGUUUUUUGAAUUCACGUUUAUAACUUCAAAAAUAUUUCAUUAGUUUGGAUUAUAAACUCUUUGUUUUCUAGGAAUAAAGGAUAAGAUGGCCGUUCACUUAGUUCUCCGCUCUGUUAAUGGAGCAACUCCCAGUUCUACUUCUUCUCAACCUCAAGCUGUAAGUUUGCUUUCUUUUUUAUUUAGGUAUUUUUACUUUAACUAAAGCUUUCGAAACUUUAUGUUAAUCAAUGUCAUUUCAGAACGCACCACCUCAGCCAAACGCUCAGAAUCCGUUUGCAGGUCUUGGAGGAGGAAGAAAUCCGCUAGCUGGCAAUCCUGACAUGAUGAGAGAGAUGAUGAACUCUCCCAUGAUGCAGCGAAUGUUGAGUAACCCCGAUCUGAUGAGAACGUUGUUCAGCGAGAAUCCUCAAAUUCAACAGAUUAUUCAAGUGAGUUUUUUUUUAUUUUAUCAUAUAGUUUUAAAUUUAGGACUUUUAUUUGUAGUUUCUUAAUCGCGUUUGACUUUGUUACCAACGAUAUUGUUUUAGAGAAAUCCCGAGUUGGGUCAUAUCUUGAACGACCCUGAAGUAAUGCGUCAAACCAUGGAAAUGAUCAGAAACCCAACAAUGUUCCAGGAAAUGAUGAGGAAUCACGAUCAAGCUAUCCGUAACCUUCAAGGCAUCCCCGGUGGAGAAGCUGCUCUUCAAAGAUUGUACGAAGAUGUUCAAGUUCCUUUGUUGAACAGCACUGUUGGAUCUUUGGGAGGAAAUCCAUAUUCAGCCAACUCUGACAACAACGAUACAUGUAAGUAAUGACUUGUUGUCUGAAAACAUUGUAUUAAAGACAUUAUCAUUUAUAGCUUUAAAAUUUUAGGUUAUUUUUAUCAAUUUGAAUAUAGUGUUUUAUAUGCACUGUCAUCCUGUGUCUAAAGAUAUGACGUUUUAGCAUCCCGUAGCCAACGUGCUGGAGUAGAGAACGCCGAAGCCUUGCCAAACCCCUGGGGCUCUUCUGGUGGAACUCCACGACAAGGUGGAGGUGCUUCAGCUACCAAUGUCAACACCCCACCUACAACUGGAGCUGGUGGUCUUGGAGGACUGUUGGGAGGGCUGGAGAACAUGAUAACUCCGGAAAUGAUUUCUUCAAUGGGUAGUGCCAUCCAACAGAAUCCCAAUUUGUUGAGAGGAAUGGGAUUGGGGAACUCGGAACAAAUGAUGUCUCGGUUUCAACAGCUGGUAUGUUUUGUUAUACGCUACAAUAAUAUACAAGGUUUUGCAGAGUUGGUUUUAAACUGUAUUUUGGUAAUGAUUGGAUGUUGUUGUUAAUAUUAUUAUGUUUAGACCUCAAACCCAGCUGUGUUGAGAUCGAUGACCAACCCUCGUGUCAUGCAAGCCUUGUCUCAGAUCCAACAGUCGAUGCAAGUUAUUCAGACUGAAGCUCCCGAGUUGUUUAGCCAGAUGUCCGGUGGACUAGGAUUUCCUCCUACUUCUUCGGCUGGUGCUGCAGGUGGUACUGAAGCCAAUCCUGGUGCACCACAAGAUAUGGGCGCUUUAUUUAGUCAAUUACAAGGUCUAGGACUCACGGUAUGUUUCUAAUUUAAAUUUUUAUUUUUUUUACUUUAAUUGAUGAUUUCUCAGGAUAUUGUUACCUAAAAUAUCUUUGAACAUUUUUUUAAAAAUUUAAUGUUAUUUAGUUAAAGAAGUUUAAUAAAAAUCUGCUUUUAGGGUAACAACGCAGGAGCUUCAACUGAGCCCCCAGAAGAGAGAUUCAGAAGCCAGCUGGAGCAACUCUCGACUAUGGGCUUUAAUGAUAGAGCGGCCAAUAUCAGAGGUAAGAAAAAAUGUUGAAUUAUGGUUUUGUAAAGCUAAAACAAGCUACUAAUUUUGAACUUUUGGUUUUAAAAAUGAAUAUUAAUGUAAAUAUGACUGUAACUGCCAUUUCAGCGUUGACAGCCACGUUUGGAGACGUCUCGGCGGCGAUCGAAAGGCUACUGGGAGGCAUAUAA
Messenger RNA from Bursaphelenchus okinawaensis, 2234 nucleotides. The record is from the annotation of a GenBank genome assembly. Lineage: Eukaryota; Metazoa; Nematoda; Chromadorea; Rhabditida; Aphelenchoididae.